Messenger RNA from Somion occarium, 2776 nucleotides. The record is from the annotation of a GenBank genome assembly. Lineage: Eukaryota; Fungi; Basidiomycota; Agaricomycetes; Polyporales; Cerrenaceae.
AGUUGACGGACGCGAACAAGCGCGACCUUGACUUGACCUUGACUUGACCUCAUCCGUACCGACGCUGAAGCUGCACUAAAUGUCGGGCUCAAGACGUGCCAGCACCCUGUCGUGGUAUUCUCAACUUCCGGGCGACUCACAGAAUAAUCAUCGUAAUGCCCUCGGCGAAGUAUUCUACCAGCACUUAAACACGUCGAACGCGUCGCAGUCAAUGCCACGCUUGAGUCCCCGCCUUCCUGAAGCAGAGGAUUCGCAUCCAUUCGCUGCCUCCACGCCGACCGCGCAUUCACCUCAGUCUUCGUCUCGCCCAGCUUUACGCAAGGAGAAGAGCUUCGAGAUACAGCAUGUUACGAAUAUCCGAGAAAUCGACCCAAGUUGGGAGGACGAUGAUGUCGAUGAGAUAAUGGUCAUCUCGCCUAGAAAGUCGAGGAUGAAGACUCUUAGCAUUAUUCCGGAAGACCCUGAAGCGUCCAGAAGGCACGAGCCUGUGGACGUAUCAUCAUUCCAAAUCUUACAACUCCUAACCUCAAAUGGAGUGUCCAGAAUCUUCGCAUGCAAAAGACCGGAGAAUUCGCUUGUGUAUGCAAUGAAGGUCAUCGCCAAAGACCAUCUUCGUCCUUCGCGUGACAUAUUGCAGCUAGUCACUAACGAACAAGCUGUAUUGAAAUAUAUUGCACAGUUGAGUGUGCCCUUUGCUGAGAAGCUAUAUUUCAGCUUCCAGAACCCAACGUUUAUUUACACUGUGACGGACAUAUAUGCUAGCACGUUGUCUUCAUUCUGCCCUCUUACACCAGAAGCUGCGCAUUUCUACGCAGCAGAACUCGUGGAAGCAGUCUCCAGUUUACAUGCAGUAGGCGUCGUUCAUCGAAACAUCCAACCGACCACCGUCCUUUUGCGUCCCAACGGCCAUUUACUACUCGGCGGAUUUGGGCAUGCUAUCGGUCAAACUAACCAUGUCGAUACGGUUUCUACCAAUGUCAGUGACGACUCAGACCAGUUGCAGUAUCAAGCACCUGAAAUGGUUCUUGGAUGGCGACAUGAUCGAGCCGUGGAUAUAUGGGCUGUGGCCUUGAUGUUAUAUGCAAUGUUGACAGGAAAGCACCCAUUCUUGGAUGACGAAGAGAGCCAUGGGUCUCUCAUCAAAAGUAAGAUUUUGCAUGCGCAAUUUAACUCGGAGGCAUUGCAGUCUUUCGAUUCGGGUAAUGAGGUGCUGGAUAUGAUUCGACAGUGUUUGGAGCGAAAUCCAGCUAUGCGACCCAGCAUAGAAGACCUGAAGAUGCAUUCAUCCUUUUCCGGCGUCGAUUGGGCGAGUAUCCAAGAUUGCGCUUCGCCGGGACCCAUCAUUCCUCAAGUACAAUUCAACGUGGACGAACCGAAUAAGCAAUGCCUCCUCACUUCUCCUGAAGAUGCGCCUAUCUCGCACAUUGAUGGAUUCUCUUUCACACUUGAAACACCUGAGCUACAACCUGCUUUUGACCAGCCUCCGAUUCCUCAACGAUCAGCUCAAGAAGAUACAUCGCAAGACUUCUCUGUUACUUCUCUUCCCUCUUCCUUUUCGUGUACCUCUUUGGGCGAAAUCAAGGAACCUCGGACCUACCUAAAUUUUGACGACUCUCUAGACAAAUCGACUCUGACUGCUGAAGACUUAAGCAGACGUAAUACGGUUGGCUACUUACCUCAGUCUCUGGCAUCGAUGUCGACUCCGGAACGAACACCUACGCGAGGAUUGCGGAAAUAUGCUAGUCUGAACUUUGAACUUGAUACCAUUGUUUCUCUUUCGCAUGAAGACUCCGACUCCGAUAGCACCUCCGUCCACAAUGAUCGACCUGCACAUGGCUCAAGGUCCACUCCGUUGGCUUAUCUCCCUCGCUGGUCCCCUCUCAAAAAUUUCAGGUUCAUACGGCCUCAGGCUUCUUCUUCACCUGCGACCCACACUUCCCCUUACCAAAACUUAACACCGGAAUUCACUGCUCUCGCUGACGUAAAUGGACAACCUGGCAACAAGCUUCGGAGAACACUUCGUACUCCACGGUCGAAUAGCACGCCGUUGUUACUCCCGUCCUUCGCACAACCUCUUCCGGACUUGCCUUCUCAUGUCGAGCAAAUUGGAAGUGGGAUCGGAUAUACUCAUACGAGAAGUCCAAGAACGUUGAAGACCAACUCGACUUCAGGAGGUGAAAGUGGAAACUUGGAGACGACGCCUCGACGUAGCUCGUCACUUCUGCCUGCGGCUUCGCGAUACCAAUCCUUGCUCUCGGAUGGUUUCACCGCUCUUCCUCGUCGCUUACUCCGAGCGAAGAAGCGCUCCCAAAAUCUAGAUUCUCAGACGCUCGCUGGCGAAGGACCAGGGAAAGAAGAAGACGAAGAUGAGAUGGACGCAGUGAUGAAAGAGAUGUAUGGAAGUACGUGGGACUUGAAUCUUGGUGGACACGCUGCUACUACAAUUCCACGCGCUCCUACAACUGUUGGUCCUGGCACUGGCUUAAGGGCUGCUGGUCUCGGAUUUGGCUUCAAGUCCUCAAGCACACCGCCUCCACGGUUGGCGGAAAGGUUGUCUUCGUUAAUUCCUGGAACGAAUCGCCUAAAAGUUCCGUUGGAUAGCUCAGUGGAUGGCACUUUGGCUGUGGGGUCAACACUGAGUCUGUCAUACACUCGUCAAGGCUGCUCACUAAAAGGCCCCGUCCAAUUCGCGGGCGGUCUCGGUUCAUACUGACACUACCAAAAGCGGGCUCGCACUCGGAGCUCGACGGCGGCUGACGUCAUGCGUGAUAGGGAU